Messenger RNA from Brienomyrus brachyistius, 1464 nucleotides. Its product is annotated as E3 ubiquitin-protein ligase TRIM35-like. Gene Ontology annotation, molecular function: zinc ion binding; protein binding. Lineage: Eukaryota; Metazoa; Chordata; Actinopteri; Osteoglossiformes; Mormyridae. The coding region runs from base 8 to 1456 and encodes 482 amino acids. The record is from RefSeq and is a predicted model, not a curated record. The transcript is spliced from 6 exons.
CUGUAAAAUGGCUGCUGAAGCUUCAUACCUGGAUGAGGAGCUCUGUUGUUCCGUUUGCUCAGAUUUCUUUAAGGAUCCCGUUGUCCUGAAUUGUGCCCACAGCUUCUGUAGAGUCUGUCUGCAGAGGUCCUGGGCACAGAGAAGUUAUCGGGCAUGUCCUUUAUGCCGGAGAACGUCCUCUGUGGAAGAUCCUCCUGCCAAUAUUGCCUUAAGAAAUGUUGUGGAGUCAUAUUUAAAGAAGAAGAGUGAAACUUCGGAGAAGACAGUAUCUCGCUGCAGUCUCCAUGGAGAGAAACUUCUACUCUUCUGUGAGGACGAUGAGGAGCUCCUCUGUCUGGUCUGUCAGACUUCAAGAAAACACAGAAACCACCAGCUCUGUCCAGUGGGAGAAGCUGCAGAGGAUAAGAAGCGUUCCCUCCAGGAUUCAUUGAUUCUGUUAAAGAAAAAGUUGGAGACGUUUACAAAGGUUAAACAGGAGUCUGAGAAAACAGCAAAACACAUCAAGAGUCAGUCCCAGCACACUGAAAAGACAAUAAAGGAUGAAUUUGAGAAACUCCAUCAGUUCCUGAGAGAUGAAGAGAAGGCUAGACUGGCUAUACUGAGAGAGGAAGAGCUGCAGAAGAGUCAGAGGAUGAAGGAGAAGAUAGAAAGCAUCUCCAGACAGGUCUCCACCCUGUCAGAGAAGAUCAGGGACAUUGAGAAAUCCAUGGAAACUAUGGACAUCAUCUUCUUGAAGACAUACAAGGACAACGAAGAAAAAGCCCGGUGCUCACUGCAGGACCCAGAGCUGGUUUCAGAGGCACUGAUAGAUGUGGCCAAACACCUGGGUUCUCUGAGGUUCAGAGUCUGGGAGAAGAUGCUGGGGAUUGUGCAGUACACUCCUGUGACUCUGGACCCAAACACUGCAGCCCCCUGGCUCUCUGUGUCUGAUGAUCUGACCAGCGUGAGAAACACUAUAGUGACACAGCAGCUUCCUGACAACCCAGAGAGGUUCACUUUGUAUCCAAAUGUGUUGGGCUCUGAGGGGUUUAACUCAGGAAAACACAGCUGGGAGGUGGAGGUGGGGUACAAAACUGAGUGGAUUAUAGGGGUAGCAAAAAAGUCUGUUGACAGGAAGGCGUUCGUUACAUACAGCCCAAGAAAUGGAUUCUGGGUUUUAGAUCUGUAUAAUGGUGAAUAUAGAGCAUGUGACUCACCAUCAAUUGACUUGAGACUGAAAAGGACACCGCAGAGGAUCAGUGUGCAGCUGGACUAUGACAGGGGGGAGGUGUCCUUCUUCAACCCCGCUGACAUGUCACUCAUCUACACCUUUAAAGACACAUUCACUGGGACACUGUUUCCAUGUUUUGAUACCGGUUUUAUUUUUGGUAAUUCUGGACCCUUGAAGAUCCGUCCAGUAAAGGUGUCUGUUAGCGUCGACGCUGAUCUGACCCUAUGGGACUUGUACGGUUUUUGACCAGCAGG